UUCCAUCUCUUUCAUUCCCUUAUAAAUAACAGAGAUAACAAAGUGUUUAUUUACAGAUAAUUCGGCAGUGACAACUCACGGUUAGGGAGUUUCAACACAAUCGUGCAGGACUAACGGUAGUUGAAACAAACAGCGGAGCGGGAGAAAGCGAGGAUCGAGCGGUGAAAGCAGCGUCAGUACAGCCGCCGCGCCGCGACGGACGGUCGACAUAACCUCAAAUAUGUUCCUGACAACAAUAACUAUAGCAACCGUCGCAGCCGCAGUAUACUGGAUCAUGAACCGACACAAACCCCUCAAGCAUUUACUGAGCGACUUCCGUUACAUGAUGGACAUGCAAGGAGCGGGUGCGGGAGGACUUAUCGACGAUUGGAUCAAUAUACGGAGAAAUAAAAUCGAGUUGCCGGACGCUAGUAGAAAAGUCGCCGUUAUAACCGGCGGAGCGCGAGGCAUCGGCACUGAAGUAAUCAGAGGCCUGCUUAAAGCUAAUGUCACCGUUAUAAUGGGCAUUCGAAAACCUGACGCGGCUAAAAAGAUGAUCGAAACAAUGGAGAAUGGGAAAAAUUUACAUGUAUUCUCACUCGAUUUACAAUCACAGAAGUCAGUUAAGGAAUUCGUUAAUUGCGUCACAAAGGAUUUCCCAGAGAUUAAUUAUCUAAUAAACAAUGCUGGGAUAAUGUAUGGAGAUUACAAGUUAACGGAGGAUGGCAUAGAGUCACAGUUUGCUGUGAACCAUUUGAAUCAUUUUUAUUUGACACAUUUAUUGUUGCCAGCAUUGAAAAAAGCUGGCAGGGUAGAGGAGCCUUCGAGAGUUGUUAAUGUCUCAUCUUGCGGUCAUUACCCUGGAAAGAUAUUCUUUGAUGACAUUAACAUGAAGCAACAUUAUGACACAAUAGCUGCAUAUGCCCAAUCUAAACUUGCACAGAUAAUGACAGCAAGAUAUCUCAACAAGUUAUUUGACAGUCAAGACGCAAAUGUAAAAUUCUAUUCAGUACAUCCUGGAAUUGUUGACACCGAUUUGUUUGAGAAUACAACCUUUAACAAACUACCAUGGCUGAAGAAGAUAUUCUUCAAAACACCAGAAAAAGGAGCUACUCCGAUAUUAUUUGCCUGUUUUAACAAAAAUAUUGAAGAAAAAGGUGGACUCUAUAUUAGCAACUGUGUAGAAGGAAUAAGCAAUAGAUAUUCUAAAAAUGUAGACCAUCAGAAGAAACUAUUUGAUAUUUCCUGUGAACUAACUGAUAUUGACCCUGACAAGUUUGGACUGAAUUAAAAAAAAUGUCUACAGUUCUAAGCAGUGACAAACAAUGACUUUAGUAAUAUAUAACUAUUUAAUUUAUUUACACCCUUUUUUAUAUUUUUAUUUAAAUAUAUUCUGUAUAAAAUCA
This is a messenger RNA of Papilio polytes (common Mormon), 1385 nucleotides long. RefSeq names its product retinol dehydrogenase 11-like. The record is from RefSeq and is a predicted model, not a curated record. Bases 221 to 1270 code for a protein of 349 amino acids. The transcript is spliced from 2 exons. NCBI's taxonomy places the organism in Eukaryota, Metazoa, Arthropoda, Insecta, Lepidoptera, Papilionidae.